This is a messenger RNA of Hypoxylon trugodes, 1768 nucleotides long. Its product is annotated as putative monooxygenase. The transcript has 4 exons. The record is from RefSeq and is a predicted model, not a curated record. Gene Ontology annotation, molecular function: monooxygenase activity; FAD binding. The coding region runs from base 146 to 1453 and encodes 435 amino acids. NCBI's taxonomy places the organism in Eukaryota, Fungi, Ascomycota, Sordariomycetes, Xylariales, Hypoxylaceae.
UGGCACACGCUCAUGGCAAAACACAAAUUCAACAGAACAAUUAACCCAUUUACACUCCCCAGUACGUGAUAGGCUCGAAAUUAAUAGCCUAAUUCUAUAUACCCUUUUUCAUAUUCUUUUUGCGAGUUCUUAGUAAGCAGGUAAGAUGGCCAACGUCGACGCUGACGUUCUCAUCAUUGGUGGUGGUAUUGGGGGUCUCACAUUAGCCGCUAUUGUUCGACGACUCGGUCUGUCCUGCAAGGUCCUCGAACGAACAGAGGUCCUAUCGCCUGUAGGUGCAGGUAUCUCGUUAGCACCGAACGCGUUGGCGCUUCUCGACCAGAUAGGAAUCUACCAGGAUAUCCUAAAGACCGCCCAACCUCUCAAGACCAUCCAGAUCACCCGAAACGACACUUUAUGGCAGAAGCUCGACUUCUCGACAUGCGAGGCUACGUUCGGCUACCCCGUCCUCUCUGCCGAGAGGCACAACUUCCACCGAUUGCUAUACAACGCGGCCGGUGGUGAGGAGACAGUGAUCCUAAACUCCAAGGUCACCAACAUAAUCGACGACCCGAACUCUUCGGUUGUUACCGUUGUCGUGGAUGGCGGAAAAGAACUACGCGGACGUCUAGUUAUCGGUGCCGAUGGUAUCCGAUCGGUGACCCGCCGAAUACUCGCCGGCAGCGCCGAUGACAAGGCCGCCAACACCAUCAAAUUCACCGGUCGCGUCCACAUGUCCGGUAUUACUGCGCCAUUGAAAAACUGUGGAAAAGAGGAGCUCGGUGUCGCCAAUUGGCUGUUAUACGACGACUCAAUCUUGACCACCUGGCCCUGCAUAGAAAACAGGCAAUGGUUUAUUGGUGUCAUGAAAGCCGAUUCGGCUCCACGAGACCGAUCUGUCUGGGCCGGCACCACGCCCGACAUGAUCAAGGAUGUAUACGGAGAGAAGUUCCAUCCAUUUGCCGAGAGCAAGAAGUUUAGCGAGAUUGUGGACCAAUCCGAGCGUGUGUUGGCCAGCAACGUCUUCGCUGAAGUCGAAUUCCCCUCCAUGUCCAAGGGCCGGGUUGCCCUUGUAGGUGAUGCUGCACACAGUAUGACUUCCUUCUUCGGCCAAGGUGCCUGCCAGGCCAUCGAAGAUGCGGCCGUCCUCGGCAACCUCCUUAACGAAUGGGUUGUUGCUCCGAAAGCCGACUUCAACAAAUUCACACACAAGGACCUUAGUCUGAUGUUGUACGAAUACUCCGAGCGACGCAAGCAGAGAGUGCAAGACCUGGCUAAGUUCUCGGCCGACUUUGCGCGUCUCCACACCGCGAACUUGCCAUUUGGCCUCGGCCCCCUCGUACGAAAACUUGUUUACUCUUACGUUCCUUCAUGGGUAUGGAUUUGGUACCUGAGGUGGCUUUACGGCGUGCAGCCCACAGUAGCGGGGCUAAAGGAUUUGUCGGAGAAGAAGGCUGGUUCCACAACCAAUUAAGCUUAUUCGCUUGUUCGCUUAGAAUUCGCUUUUUGUUACUAGUUAGGGAUAUUGCGGCAUAGAGGGUGGGUCUUGGUUGGUCGAAUCGUUCUUCGUUCAUUUGGGGGUUGGAUUAUUACAUGGGAUGCAUGUUAGGUAUAUCUUUUUUUUGUGUUGUACUUUGUAGCGGACUAACCCCAAAGGGCGGGUUAAUCUUAGAAUGUCAUAAAAGUUUAAAAUAUUUUCCGAUAAGGUUGUUAUUCCUUCAUAAUCUUAAGGUAUUGCUUAAAUGUCAUUACAUAAGUGGCGUUGCUUCGAAAAAUACAACGUUAAUGC